GAAUUUAUCACACGAUUUGAAUGAACUAUUUUCAAUUACUUUUACGACAAAUCGCGAUUCGAUGUGAGUUACUUCAAAGGUCGAAUGGACGAAAAAUUCGCAUUUCAAUAUUCAUUCGCCGUCCAACCGUACUACACAUAGGUAUUAAUCAAAAGAAGGAUUACCAAAGAUAUUUCAAAACGAAAUCUAUAUUAUGUAGGAAAAAAUAAUGGACAAAUCAACCGGAGCACAUGAACUUUUCAUCGCAAUGAAUGUACGUAAGCUUUUACCCAUACUAUUGAUACACGCGCUUAUAUUUUGCUCGAACACGAAUAACUCAAAUGCAAAUCCAGUCAACGAAACCUGGCAAGUGUUUUCAGAUGAAAACGUCGAAAGAUUCAGUCGCUUGGCAGUAGAUGAAAAUGGAAGAUGGGUAUAUAUAAGCGCAAGAAACCGUAUUUAUCAAUUAUCAACGGAUCUUGAGCUGCAAAUUAAUUAUACUAUAUCGGAACUCAGUCCUUCAGAUUGUACAGCUCCCAACUGUUCACAUAAAUUGAAACAAACAGAAACAGACACGGAUAAUUGGAACGACGUGCUCGUAUUAGACUAUCAGAAUCAGCAACUGAUUUCGUGUGGUACUUUUUUCUCGGGUAUCUGUCAUGCUCACGAAAUGAGUAAUAUUUCGAAAAUCUGGACAAUUGGGUCAGAACCUAUAGCAAAAAGUAGCUCUUACACGUCAAUUGUAGCCGUCAUAGCUCCCAAUUUACUAAAGAAUUUGUCAACACCACUAUCAACACUGUAUGUUGGUAUCACUGUUGAUAAUGAUGUACAGCCGAUCCAAGUAAUAACUAUCGAAAAUCUAGAACGGGAGCACUUUUCAUCAGUUCUAACACAAAAUACUACAUCCCAUUUUACGAAAAAAGAGUGUUCCACUGCAAAUGCUGGAUUCAUUAUUUAUGGUUUCAGUUAUGAAAACGUCGGCUAUUUAAUCACGAUGAAUAACCAUGACCUAAACGAUCGGAUAGGAGGGUAUCUAAUUGUGGCAGAUACUCAUAAAAACAAUUUGUGCGAUAAAGUUCCUAUAGUUUGCACUUCAGCUUCAGAUGAGACAUUUAUGGGAAUAAUCUUAUAUGCAUAUAUCCAAGAGCGACAUCCAGAUUCUGGUACAAAAACAGAUUCACAUGAAAUGGAGGAAACAACGAUGAUGUUCACACUACUACACAAGAGCUCCGUGAAGGUGCGCGUUUCGUCGGUACAAAUAUGUAGGCAUAAAAUAAAUAAAUUAAAUUCUCUAAUUCAAAAGGAUGAACCGCUGAUAGGAGACCUGAUAUUUUCGGAUCCAGAAGAUAAAGAACAGAUCACAUCAAUGGUGGCUACCUCAAUUAAUAAUUACACGAUCUUGUUUCUUGGUACCGGAGACGGUCGGCUACUGAAAAUAUCAAUAAAAGGAGUAGAUUCGCUCGCUUUGUUCACCGCAGAUAAAUAUGCAGACAUAACGAUUGAUUCGGAAACCUCAGUAGGGGAUAUGCAGUUUGAUUCUACAAUGAACUUUUUAUACGUAAUGACUGAAAAGAAACUAACCAAACUCAAAAUACAUAAUUGCGAUGAAUAUAACACAUCACACGCAUGUUUGGAGAUAAAAGAUCCUUAUUGUGGAUGGUGUUUUCCUUGCAAUAGAUGUUGUUUAAAAUCGGAGUGUGAUGUUGAACAAAACCACAUCAACUGGAUCUCGUAUGAUAUUGAUAAAUACAUAGACGCAUCUUCAAGUCCAGCAACCAACAUCUCAAGAACAGCGGAAUCAAAUGUAACUUUAAAAUUAAUAACUUCGCAUCCGUUCGUCAACCAUGCAAUAAUAUGUUCAUUCGACUUUGGCAAUUUCUCCAUUGAUACAACAACCAUGUGCAACAAAAAUAGUAUCAACUGCGUAACACCGACUACUAAUCAUUUACCUCCAACACUCAUCGAUAAUCAUUCCAUAGGAGCAGAGCUAUCAGUCCACACAAACCAUUUCCCAGUAUUUCAAAAAAUUCACAUCAUAUUUUACGAUUGUAAUACAUACGGAUCGUGUUUAUCAUGUAUGACUUCUCCUUAUCCAUGCCUGUGGUAUGCGAAUGAAUAUAGAUGCACAGAUAUCACAAUUUGGAAAGAAGAAGAUAUAGUAAUGGGUAUGAAUUUUAGCAGUACACAUUUCCCUGGACUGAAUAGUAGAGCAUUAUAUGAUGGAAAUAAAUUCUCAAAAAACGUGAUGUUUUGCCCACAGUUUUUCACCGACCCUAUAUCAGACAUUUACAUACCCGCCCACACAGUAAAGACGCAACAAAUACAAGUACAUUAUAAGAUCCCAAUCUGGUUACCUUAUAUUCCUCAAUUCACAUGUAAAUUUGUAUUCGAUUCUAACAAAGAGAAGAUACAAUUUGUGCAGUGCGGAUACAGCUAUACUCCAGGAGGUGGUGUGAUAGAGGGAAGAAUCACAUGUGAUCAUGUAAUAUUCGCAUACGCUGAAUCGAAACCUUUCAUAACAGUCGAAUUGCACGUUUUAUGGAACGGAUCAAUACCAAUUGACAACACGUACAACACUCAUAUUGUGGUGUAUAAAUGCGCCCAUAUGGGCAAUGAAUGCAUAGCAUGUCUGAAUAAGAACUACUCAUGUAUGUGGAAUUCAGAAACUGAAGAAUGUAAAUACUACAGCUUAAAUGAUACUUCCAACAUUACUGAUCCCUGGUUGCAUGACAUACAGAACUGUUCAAAUUCAACAAUAUUUCAAGAAAUCCUGCAAAAAAACCCAUCAACAAAUUGGUUAACAGAAAACAUCCAUUUAAUAAUACCCUCAAUAGUGGCAGUAACGUUUACCGUAGUCGCAGUAUUCGUUAUUUAUAGAAAAUCUACAGUAAAAUCGCGAAAAAUGCAACAACAAAUUAAUAAAAUGGGUAUGGAAAUGAUAUCUAUGUCGCAAUGCGUAAAACGCGUGGUAAUUGAGAACGAAAUCGAGUUGAACGAAAAUGAAUCAGACAUACUGAGAUUGCCAAACGUCAAUAUCGUAUACGAACCUUUUUCGACAUCGUCUGAAAAUGAAACCGAACGGAAGAACGAAUAUGAAUUACUGCUGGAUGAGACAUGGGAAAUUCCUCGAGAAAACCUAGUUCUAGGGAAAUUUCUAGGGGAAGGAGAGUUUGGAAGAGUGGUCAAGGGAAAUGUUUCGGGCCUCUUUCAGCAAGAUAUUGUCACAACAGUGGCAGUUAAAAUGCUGAAAAAGAAGCACACUGACGUAGAUAUGGUAAAUUUAGUCAAAGAAAUGGAACUAAUGAAACUCAUCGGCAGACACGACAAUGUACUGGGUCUACUCGGAUGCUGUACACAAGAUGGACCUUUACUCAUCAUCACCGAAUACUCUCCACAUGGCAAUUUACUCGAUUUCCUACGAAACCACAACCGCGACUUAUCCACAGCUCAGGAACCAACAUCGAUUGACUUGUCCGAAACAGUUCUAAUCACGUUCGCUCUACAAGUAGCUAAAGGCAUGGAAUACUUGGCUUCUAUUAAAUGCAUCCACCGAGACCUCGCUGCUCGAAAUGUAUUGGUAUUCGAUGAUUACGUCGUGAAAAUAGCUGACUUUGGAUUAGCCAGAGAUAUUCGACAUGAAUACUACUACAGGCAAAAAACUACAGGUAGAUUCCCAGUCAAAUGGAUGGCCCCAGAAUCUUUGAAACAUUGUCGUUAUACUAUUCAAUCUGAUGUGUGGUCAUACGGCGUAUUACUUUGGGAGAUAAUGACGUUCGGCACUGUUCCCUAUUUAGCAUACGAUGAUGCAGAAAAAUUAGUAAAGGACAUUAAGGCGGGGUAUCGUAUGAACAAACCGGACGACUGUCCAGAAAUGUUGUAUUGUCUAAUGCGAAAAUGCUGGAAUUAUCUGCCCAAAGAUCGACCAGACUUUACAACAAUCAUUCGAGAGUUACAUGCAAUAAUUCUAGCCGCAGAAAACGUAGUAAUGGAACAACCUGAUUCUCAGAGUUCAAACAUCACCACAGAAUCCGAUCACGAGGAAAGUGAAACAGAUAGCUUAUUAAAGAUGAGUCGUUGAAAAAUUAAGGAAUACACCGCAAUCUUAUUAAAUACCUAUGAUAUAAAAUAUUAUUUAAGAACCUAUUUAUGUUAGUAUACUUUUUAAAUGUUGAAUUGUUGAAUAUUUAUUUUAUUUAUAGUACAUACAUACAUAGUACCUAUUCAGUGUCUCCCUCUAUCUGAUUUUUAAAGGGUCAUUCCAUGUCAACUCAACCAACGUUUUUGGGUCAUGUCCUUCGAUUUCGCUCAAAUUUUUUUUACAAUAUCUACCCACCCAGUAAGUAAGA
Messenger RNA from Planococcus citri (citrus mealybug), 4325 nucleotides. RefSeq names its product plexin-A4-like. The record is from RefSeq and is a predicted model, not a curated record. Gene Ontology annotation, cellular component: plasma membrane; signaling receptor complex. The coding region runs from base 209 to 4057 and encodes 1282 amino acids. Gene Ontology annotation, molecular function: protein binding; transmembrane receptor protein tyrosine kinase activity; ATP binding. Gene Ontology annotation, biological process: multicellular organism development; cell surface receptor protein tyrosine kinase signaling pathway; protein phosphorylation. The transcript has 8 exons. Lineage: Eukaryota; Metazoa; Arthropoda; Insecta; Hemiptera; Pseudococcidae.